Microthlaspi erraticum is the source of this 1365-nucleotide messenger RNA. Lineage: Eukaryota; Viridiplantae; Streptophyta; Magnoliopsida; Brassicales; Brassicaceae. The record is from the annotation of a GenBank genome assembly.
AUGGCCAAACUACCCCCUCCUUCAGUGUUCGUCAGUAUCCGAGGUGAUGAAUCGUGCUUGAACUUCAUCAGACAUCUAGAGAAGGCCCUGGGAGACGAGAAGGUCCCUUACUUCAUUCACAAUCUAUUCCGAAGCGGUGACCUGGCAGUCCGUUGUAACGAUAUUUUUGGAAAGUACCAAUUCAAAGAUUCCAUAACCCAUGUCAAGGAGAUCGAGGAUUCAGAACUCGCACUGGCCGUCUUCUGCCAAAGGUACCCACAAUCAACCAUAGCCUUGAACAACCUAGUUAAGAUAGUGGAGGAGGUAAAAGCGGACAGACUCAAAGUAAUCCCAGUCUUUUACAAAGUGAGUGUGGAAGAUGUGAAACACUGGAAAGGAGACUUCGGCCAGAAUUUAUUCUGCGGAGGUCGCCGUGAAAUGUCCAAUGUGCUGAAAUGGGCAAACGCUUUGAGAUAUGUCGCCGCGGAAAACGGUUUGACUUCUGAAAACUACAGUAACGAGAGCGAUUUCAUCGUCGACAUUGUAGUGGCAGUCAAGAAAGUGUUAGCCGGAGACGUCCAAGGUUUGGAGGAGUUAUUUGUUCAAACAAGAUUGCAGGUAGUUGCCGAGCCCGAGCGUGCUGCUGAAUCUCCUCAAGGGAUUCUCCGUACACCUGAUACAGUCCCCAAAGUCCGGAACGAGAAGGACAAGUUGGAAUGUACCGAUGAACUUGGAGACCUUGUCAAGACUGUGGAUAAUGAUCUUGCUCUUAAAAUACACACUAAAGCUGCGACCAACCCAGAAGUCGUUGCUGAGGGAAAAGAGUUUGGCAAAACACCUAUCUAUUCAAGAGAGGCUUCUCCGCCGCAACAACAUCAAGUUUUUAUUAAUUUCCGAGGAGAGUUGCGCAACAACUUCGUCAGCCAUCUCGUGGAGGCCCUUAGGAGAAAUGAGAUCAACGUCUUCAUAGACAAUCAAGAGCUUAGAGGAGAAGAAAUCGGCAUUCUUUUGAACAGGAUUGAAGAAUCAGUAAUCGCCCUUGUUGUAUUCUCGACCGGGUACACGGAAUCAAGGUGGUGCUUGAGAGAGGCUGCAAAGAUAAAAGACUGUGUGGAGAACGGCACGCUCAAGGUGCUUCCCAUCUUCUACAAGGUGACUACAAGCAAUGUGAAACAGCUAAAAGGAGAGUUUGGUGACCAUUUCAGAGAUCGAGAGUGGGAGAAUCGCUUCGACAAACCCCAAAUUGAGCAAUGGAAAAAGGCGUUGGCCUUUAUUUCUGGUAGGUUCGGCCAGACGUUUGACGGAACAAGUCCGGAAAGCGAUUUCAUUGAAUUAAUUGUCAAGGAUGUCUUGAGAAUGCUAGCAAGCAUUGACUGUACAAACUGA